Chenopodium quinoa (quinoa) is the source of this 3609-nucleotide messenger RNA. Its product is annotated as U-box domain-containing protein 52-like. The coding region runs from base 1024 to 3417 and encodes 797 amino acids. Gene Ontology annotation, molecular function: protein kinase activity; ATP binding. The record is from RefSeq and is a predicted model, not a curated record. The transcript has 11 exons. NCBI's taxonomy places the organism in Eukaryota, Viridiplantae, Streptophyta, Magnoliopsida, Caryophyllales, Amaranthaceae. Gene Ontology annotation, biological process: protein phosphorylation.
ACCUGUGAAAAAUUUAUAUCUAGCCUCUAUGCAUAAUUCCACACACCUCGUACAGAUUUACAAUUUAUCAAUUUCCUUGAAGUUUGAUAGUCAUCAUAAUUCAUAAUUGUCUCUGCUCAUAUCAAGGCUGGACAAUAUUUGUAUUUAAAUUUAAAAAAAAAAUAAAAAAAAAAAUUCAAAUUACCAGUCAUUUUCCAUGAUCCGGAUAAGAUUUGGAUAAAAAAUCGAUAUUGCAGUUAAUUAGUUACACAAUCAAUACAAGUCCCAGACCAAUUUGCUAGUAUUUUUUUAGCAUGGCAAGACUUUCUUUUCUCAUUAAUAUUGUUUGACCUCAAAAGACAAAAAAUACAAGUAAUAUGCAGCUUCAGCCAUUCUUUAUAGCUUGCAACAAUUUCACGCUUGUCAAUGCACAAAUUUGAAAAUUAGUAUAUGACGUUAUGUUUUGAAAUAAAUUGGAAACCUAUACUAACCAAUUCUUCCAACUUAGCCAACUAUUUAUUAUUAAAAAAAUAGAUUCAUUGCAAUAUUAGACAAUGAAAAUACAUUUUAACUAAAUUAACUAACUAUUCAUAAUAAAAUAAUCCUUGUAUUUUCUCUUCCUCUAAACAAAUUCUUGUAUAUAAAUGCAUGUAGAAUAGUCCUUAUGAAUAAUAAAAAAUCAAUCUUUAACAUGUACCGGAAUACAAACAUUAAUAACAUGGAAAAUAAUAUCAGAGUUUACAAUAAUAUUACUAAAUAUUUUCAAAUUUCUCUUCUUAUGUUUGACUUUUUGGAAUUACCCCCUUUUAUCAUGGGAUAAAGUAGAUUUUAGCUAAAUAUAAGCACAACAUAUAUGGGUGGGAAAAAUUGGAUGCCCAAGAAAGCAAAAAAAUAAAAGAAAUAAGGGAAAAGAAAAAGAUGAAGCACAUUGACUCGAGGAAAUUAAGGUGGAUAAUUUUCUCUUUCAUUUCUUUCUCAAAAAUAAUGUAGAGAAUUAGAAAACAACCAGGAAUAACAUGAGGCCAAAUUUGAGUUUAGAUCAUUAUGCAUGCAUUUGCAUGCAUAAGAUUAAUUAACAGAGAAAGAAAAGGAGGUGAAAAGGGGGAAAAAAAAAAAAAAAAAAAAAAAAGAUAUAGAAAGGAGGAACGUUUUGCAAUGUGGGGAUCAAAAGUGAAUGCUGGAAAGAAAGCAGAGGACCGCGGGCUGGUGGCUGUGGCAAUAGACAAGGAUAAAGGCAGCCAAUAUGCCAUCAGAUGGGCCACUGACCACCUUCUUGGUCGAGGUCGGCCGGUUGUCCUGAUACACGUUUCCGCUGAUUCUUCUUAUGCAGCGGGCAGUUCUGCUAUUGUAUCAACAUCAAGUCCAGGCACAUCACCAAACUAUCAACAAGUUGACAGGAAGACUAAGGACCUGUUCCUCACAUUUCGCUGCUUUUGUACUCGCAAGGAUAUACGCUGCAUAGAUGUCACACUCAAAGAUAACGAUGUAGGCAGGGCUCUAAUAGAAUACACAAAUUAUGCUGCAAUUGAGAAUUUGGUUCUUGGUGCUUCAAAAGGUGGAUUUAUCAGAAAAUUCAAGAGUGCAGAUAUACCAACAAUGGUGUCAAGAGGAGCACCUGAUUUCUGCACUGUUUAUGUAAUCUCCAAGGCAAAGAUGUCAAGUGUACGCAAUGCAUCACGACCAGUUCCACACAUGUCCCCUCUUCAGAGCUACAUAGAAAACAUAGUCAAAGACAAACCUAAUGUCUCCACACCUGUUUCAACACCGCCACGACGUAGUAUGAGCAUUAGAGGGGAUAGGCCUUCAUUCACACGUACACCUCCAAGAGAAGAAAAAGACUUGAGGUUAGACAGAUGGAAUGAAAGGCUGAUGUUGAGUGAAUUUCCAGAAAGUGAAACAGAUAUAUCCUUCGUGAGCUCUGACAGAACAAGUGUUGACCGCCUUUCUAUGCAAUACGACUACAUGGAUAUAACACGUACACCAAGAUUUUCUUCUACUUUAGAUUACAGUUAUGGGUCUUCUAGGGGUGGACAAAGGAUAUAUGAUACUAACCUAAGGCCUGAAAUUUCAUACACAUCACAAGACAGUGGAUGGACUUCAGUUUCUUCACAGCAUAGUGAAGAUACAGAUGCUGAGAUGAGGAGGUUAAAGCUUGAGCUAAAGCAAACCAUGCAGAUGUAUGGUGAAGCCUGCAAAGAAGCAGUUUUUGCGAAAGAGAGAGAAAGACAACAAGCAAUGGAGCUCCACCGAUGGAGGCUAGAAGAAGACAAAAAAUUGAAAGAAGCAGGAACUCCUGAGGAAGUUGCAAUGGUGCUUGCUGAGAGAAAAAGAGCAGAAAGGGCAGCAGCACUGCAGGAAGAAAGAAAACUAAGUGCAGGAAACACAGAAUACAGACCAACUCAUAGUGCCUUAAGUUACAAGAGGUACAACAUUGAAGAAAUUGAAACAGCAACGGAUAAUUUCUCUGCAUCCCUUAAGGUUGGAGAAGGAGGCUAUGGACCUGUAUUUAAGUGUUAUCUUGAUCAUACAAGAGUUGCAGUGAAAGUUCUACGUCCAGAUGCCUCUCAAGGAAGAUCGCAAUUCCAGCAGGAGGUUGAAGUACUGAGCUGCAUCAGGCACCCCAAUAUGGUUCUUCUCCUAGGUGCAUGCCCAGAAUAUGGUUGCAUUGUUUAUGAAUACAUGGCCAACGGUAGUUUAGAUGACCGUCUGUUUCGUCGAGGGAAAACCCAACCCCUUACUUGGCAAGUUAGGUUCCGAAUUGCAGCAGACAUUGCAACAGGACUGAAUUUCCUCCAUCAGACAAAGCCAGAACCGCUAGUUCAUCGUGACCUAAAACCAGGGAAUAUACUUCUGGAUAGGUAUUAUGUUGCUAAGAUUGGAGAUGUUGGAUUGGCAAGGCUGGUGCCCCCGUCCGUUGCUGAUCACAUAACACAAUAUUGCAAGACAUCAGCUGCUGGGACUUUCUGCUACAUCGAUCCAGAGUAUCAGCAAAGUGGCAUGCUUGGCGUUAAAUCUGACGUCUAUUCACUAGGGAUUGUGCUUCUCCAACUACUAACUGCUAAGCCACCAAUGGGUUUGGCUCACCAAGUGGAACAUUACAUUGAGAAGGGAACAUUUGCUGAUAUACUGGAUCAGUCGGUACCUGAUUGGCCGGUGGAGGAAGCCUUAAGUCUGGCAAAGGUUGCUAUUCAAUGUGCUGAGUUGAGGAGGAAAGAUCGACCAGAUCUUGAGAGAGUUGUCUUGCCAGAGUUAGAGAGGUUGAGAGACUUUGCUGACGAAAGAACACAUCAUUUCAUGUUUGUUGCCACACCAGAACCUUCCCCUGUCCACAGCCAGACAUCCAUGUCACAGAGCGAAGCCUCUAAUUCAAUUCCGAGCAGCACAAAGGCCCCCUCAUCUACAACAUCAUCAAGAGCAAAUGCAGAUGAAACAGAAUAAAGAAAAGAGAUGACUUACAAGUUUUUGACAACAUGUUGAGCUACCCCCAAUCAGUUUAGCCAACUUAUCUCAUACAACAUGUCAAAACUGUCAAUUGCUGAAGCCUGUUAAUAAGCGUAACUAAAGAGCUGAUGUUUAGCAUGUGCUAUAGUUACCUGGAAACAUAGAUUUAAAGGGAAAAAAAGGAGGGGG